Symbiodinium pilosum is the source of this 1035-nucleotide messenger RNA. NCBI's taxonomy places the organism in Eukaryota, Dinophyceae, Suessiales, Symbiodiniaceae. The record is from the annotation of a GenBank genome assembly.
AUGGCGAAUGCGCUUAUCCUUCGGACAAAUUUAAAUGAGGGUAUACCUGGCCCAGAACAUUUCGAAAUGCGGCAGUUCCCACGACCUCAGUUAGGCGAUGGCCUUUUGGUGCAGCUCUUUGUCGUCAGCGCUGACCCCUACAUGCGGUAUCGAAUCCGAUCCGAUGGGGAUUUCAAGGCCAAUACGCCCAUGUUAGGCUUGGUUGCAGGCAAGGUCCUGGAAUCCAAUGUUCCUGAUUGGAAGCCCGGUGAUCUAUUUGGUGCUGAAUUACCGUACGUCGACAUACAGGCAGUGCCGGCUGCAAAACUUGCCAUGUUCCGGAGAUUGACCGGCUUGGUCAACGAGGACAACAUCAGCCUGGGCAUCGGGGCCUUGGGAAUGCCAGGGUCGACGGCAUACGGUGGUCUUACAGAUAUCUUGCGCCCUAAGCGCGGUGAAGUUCUUUGGGUCAGCGGCGCCGCAGGAGCUGUUGGGUCGAUGGUCGGCAUGAUAGCGAAGCAUGUGUUUGGCUGCACAGUCAUCGGCUCGGCCGGAGGGCCUGACAAGUGCAAACUUGUUAUGGAGCGGUUUGGCUUCGACCACUGCAUUGAUUACAAGGUUUGCAAGUCAACGCGGGACCUCAUCAUCGCAUUGAGCAAGGUCGCCCCUUCCGGCAUCGACAUGUACUUCGAAAAUGUUGGUGGCAUGCACUUUGAGGCUGCCAUGAAAUGCUUGCGACCUAACGGCCGUGUGGCGGUCUGUGGGGUGAUUUCAGAUUAUAACAACCCCAAGAUGUCGCCCAACAAGAUCUACAUUUCCAACAUGAUUUACACCGCGCAGCGGAUCGAGGGCUUUCAUUGUUUCCCGUGGCUGUUUGGGCAGCGGGGCAACUUUUUGCAAGACAUGGCCAAGUGGGUAGACGAAGGAAAAGUCAAAGUUGAAGAGACCGUAUUUGAUGGCUUGGAAUCGUUUGGUAGCGCCUUCCGUGCUCUCUUCGAGGGCGGCAACACGGGCAAGGUUGUCGUGCGGGUGACUGGGACGAAAUCGAAGCUUUGA